UUCACAUCGUUGACACAGUCUAACAACCGCAAUGGCUUUGGAGAAGAAAAGUGUAUAUUCAGAGAGCGGUGACAGAGAUCAGGAUGAGAAAAUUCUCCAACCAUUCAUUCACCUUCGCCAAGUACGGAGUGAGCACCCACGUGUGAAAUUGGCGGUUGCCAUGAACCACUGGUUGAAAGUAUCGGAUGAAAAGCUCCAGGCUAUCCUUGAUUUAUUGCACAUGAUGCACAAGGCUACUGUGCUACUAGACGAUAUUGAAGACAGCUCGCCCCGACGUGGAGGGAUUGUAGUGGCUCACUCGAUCUUCGGUAUCGCUAGUACAAUUAAUGCGGCUGGUUAUGCUUUAUUUAUAGCACUCGAGAAGGUACUAGCUCUCAAUCAUCCUAAGGCAGCUCAAGUGUUCACAGAUGAAUUACUGCAGUUGCAUAGAGGACAGGGAAUCGAAAUUUACUGGCGUGACAACUACAUAUGUCCAUCUGAGGCUGAGUACAGAAAUAUGGCGGUACAAAAACUUGGAGCUUUGUUCAAUCUGGAUGUGAAGUUGAUGCAAUUAUUUUCACAGUGCAAGAACGAUUUUUCCAAACUCAUUGGAAUUCUUGGAGUCUAUUUUCAGAUUAGGGAUGACUAUGGCAGUCUCUGCAUGCAGGAGCAUCACAACAGUCAAAGGUUCUGCGAAGAUAUAUCAGAAGGAAAAUUCGGUUUUCCGAUAAUCCACGCUAUCCAGAGUAGACCAGAGGACAAAGCAGUGAUGAAUAUACUUUCCCAAAGAACGAACGACGUGGAGGUGAAGAAAUACUGCUUAACACUUCUCGAAAAAUUCGGCUCAUUCGCAUACACGAAGACCGUCCUCGAGGAUUUGGACAGAAAAGCUCGAGACGAGGUAGAGAGAUUGGGAGGAAAUCCACUGUUAAUUCAAGUACUCGAUGAUUAUCUUGAUUGGCGAUAGUUUCCCGAGCACGAUACCAAAUAACGUGGAAUCAGGAAUAGCCAAAUUUAUAAUAUUUUAUUACGGUUAAUAUUGUAGCCCUUCAUUAGAUAACAUUGCUCUUGAAAUUUUCGGAGUACUUAAAAGUAUUUUUUGAGUAUCAAUUCAAAUAUUCAAAUUUUCAAAUA
Messenger RNA from Diachasma alloeum, 1113 nucleotides. RefSeq names its product geranylgeranyl pyrophosphate synthase. The coding region runs from base 32 to 946 and encodes 304 amino acids. The transcript is spliced from 7 exons. Gene Ontology annotation, molecular function: prenyltransferase activity. NCBI's taxonomy places the organism in Eukaryota, Metazoa, Arthropoda, Insecta, Hymenoptera, Braconidae. Gene Ontology annotation, biological process: isoprenoid biosynthetic process. The record is from RefSeq and is a predicted model, not a curated record.